Molecule: messenger RNA, 1737 nt
Organism: Penicillium cosmopolitanum
Lineage: Eukaryota; Fungi; Ascomycota; Eurotiomycetes; Eurotiales; Aspergillaceae
Product: hAT family dimerization domain-containing protein
Exons: 2
Coding region: 1-1737 (578 amino acids)
Molecular function (GO): protein dimerization activity
Source: RefSeq, a predicted model, not a curated record
AUGAAAACCCACUUGGCAAAGCAUGACAUUUACUGCCCGACCUCCAGUAUACAGCCAGCGAAGAAGGGACCAGACAUUCGGAAUUUCAUGGGUGGUAAACAGAGUCUCACCCAUCAAGAGGUCUUGGAAAGGAACGCCAUUCGCUGGAUCGUGACUGAUAUGAAAGCCUUCUCCACUGUCGAGUCUCCAGAGUUUCAGCAGAUGUUUCGAGACAUUCCUGGGAUUGAGCCUCCUUUCAUAUCUCGCCACACCUUGCGGGAUGGAAUCAUGCAAGAGUUCGCCAUACAGCGCACGAACCUGAAGAAUGAGCUGAAUUUGACUUGCAAAACCAUUGCGUUAUCACUGGACAUCUGGACAAGCCAGAAUCAUCUUCCUAUUUUAGGGAUAAUUGGUCAUUGGCUGACAGACGAAUUUGAGUACCGCAUUCAUAGCGGCGAAAAUCUGGUAAUUGCAGUGAAAAACAUGCUUAUCGAGUUAAAUCUCGAGGAUAAGCUCAUUUCCAUUACAGGUGACAACGCCAGUAACAAUGAGGCCAUGGCCUCGGAAUUAUUCUUCUCUCUUUCCGAUCGGCCUAGGGUGGAAGACGCAAUGCCAGCACCACUCUAUCGAGGGCUUGACAGCUACAUCCGCUGCCUGGCUCAUGUCCUCAAUCUGAUUGUGAAAGAUAUCCUGCGUGCCCUGGGGUCAGGGACUCUGGAACAAGCGCAAGCUGCCUGUGACUGCUUACAAACUGGUAACUCGAUCACCGAUCAGUCAGCUGUAGGAAGGUUACGGGUCCUCGCUCUUUGGAUUAACCGAAGUCCUCAACGCCGACAGAAAUGGAAGGAGAUUUGCAGAAUCAACAAUCUCCCAGACAAAUUUGUUGAGUACGAUGUUGCGACACGAUGGAACUCAACAUUUCGCAUGGUCGACGAUGGCUUGAAGUCAAGGCAACAAGUCAACAAGUUCCUAAUCCUUCAGGAGGAACUCCCACCUUUCACUCUCAAAGAUUGGUCACGACUGGAACAGAUUCACAUAGUACUCCACAAGUUCAAUGAGCUUACUUUGUUCAUUUCCAAACGCAAUCCACAAAUCAGCCUCGCAGUCCCCAUUUACUAUGAGCUACACGAAUUGCUUGACGUGAGGGAGGGCAAUGGUGACUUCGCAAAACUGGAUCGGGAUAUUAUAGCUGCAGUGAAUGAGGGGAUGAAGAAAUACGAAAAGUACUAUUCCAUUAUGGACGACUGCGAUACCUACUACACUGCCCUCGUCUUGGAUCCCCGAGUCAAAGGCGAAAUGGUCUUACAGGAACUGCAAAAUGGCAAUGCAGGGACAAUGAUUCUGGAAACGAUCCGCACCAAUCUCCAUCAGGUAUACGCGACUAGCAACCCGGAGCAUUAUGCCGCUGCAUCACAAUCGUCUUCCCCGAAGCAUAGUGAUGUGAAGUCUAGGAUGCUGAAGAAGUUGCAGUCGCGAGAUCCACCGCUCUCAGAUAUUGAUAAGUACUUCGACACCCCUCCGAUGAGCGUCGCAGACACCACCGGCCAGAACUGGCUCUGUAAUUGGUGGAAGAUGCACAAGGGCGAGUAUCCGCGGAUGGCAGCAGCAGGCAGGGACUAUCUAGCGAUUCCUGCUUCUGAAGUUGCUGUUGAGAGAGUGUUUAGCACAGCGAGGGAUGUGCUAGGCAUCCGGAGAUAUUCUUUGAAAGGUGAUACCAUAAGAAUGCUGAUGUUGAUUCGCGACGAGUAUAAGUGGUAG